Molecule: messenger RNA, 1464 nt
Organism: Rhagoletis zephyria (snowberry fruit fly)
Lineage: Eukaryota; Metazoa; Arthropoda; Insecta; Diptera; Tephritidae
Product: putative ankyrin repeat protein RBE_0220
Molecular function (GO): GTP binding; protein binding
Source: RefSeq, a predicted model, not a curated record
AUGGCUGAUCUUUAUGACGCAUUAGCAAAUGCUAUUAACAGCCUAAACAAUAAGACAGAACAAGAUAGUUUAGAAAACAGCAAAGCCAGAAUUGCAAUAAUUGGCCGUCCAAAUGUUGGAAAAUCAACGUUUUUAAAUAGUUUACUUGCAGAAAAUAGAGUAAUAGCCAGCCCAGAACCUGGAACUACACGUGACUCUAUAGAUAUCUCCUAUAAUUAUAAUGGAGAGGUGAUCACCUUGAUUGAUACUGCUGGAAUUCGCAGAAAAACAGAUGAUUUAGAGUCAAAAUUUGUUGAAAAAAGCAUUGAUUCAAUCAAACGCUCUCAUAUCGUAGUUCUAAUGCUUGACUCCCUACUUGGCAUUGAGCAUCAGGAUUUAUCCAUUGCUGAAAUUGCAAUCAAAGAAGAUAAUGGCGCUAAUCCUAAUAUACAGUGUUUUGACAAAGCUCCACUGCUAGUAGCAUGUGAAGGUAAAGAUCAUAAGGCUAUGGAGCUGCUUUUAGAGCAUGGGGCUAAUCCUAAUAUACAGUGUUUUGGCAAAGCUCCACUGCUAGUAGCAUGUGAAGGUAAAGAUCAUAAGGCUAUGGAGCUACUUUUAAAGCAUGUGGCUAAUCCUAAUAUACAGUGUUUUGACAAAGCUCCACUGCUAGUAGCAUGUGAAGGUAAAGAUCAUAAGGCUAUGGAGCUGCUUUUAGAGCAUGGGGCUAAUCCUAAUAUACAGUGUUUUGGCAAAGCUCCACUGCUAGUAGCAUGUGAAGGUAAAGAUCAUAAGGCUAUGGAGCUACUUUUAAAGCAUGGGGCUGAUCUUAAGAUAAAGAAUCAUUCUGGUGAAACUCUACUGCUAAUAGCAUAUAGAAAGAAAGAUUAUGACAGUAUGAAGCUGCUUUUAGAGCAUAAGGCUAAUCCUAAUACAAUGUAUGAUCUUGAAAGGACUUUACUGCUCAAAGCAUUUGAAGAUCAAGAUCAUCAAGCUAUAGAGCUACUUUUAAAUAAUGGUGCUAACUCUAACGCAAAGGAUAAAGAAGAUAAAACAUCACUUCACUAUUUAUGUGAAUCACGGGAUGGUAAUAAUGAAAACAGUGUCAAGAUUGCAACAUUACUUCUCAGAAAAGGUGCUAGCCCAGAUUUAAAAGACAAUCGAGGCAAUAAACCAAUAGAUUAUAUUAGUAACAGCAACAGUGAAAUAGGAAAGUUUAUGGGUGCUAAAGACUAUUAUAAGAUAAUAAUGAAUGCGAGUUCCGGAACGAUGUGUUUAUUAGGCAGCACUUUAUUUGUAUCCUACACCAUAUUUACAUCUAACAAAAUAGUUAAAGUAAGUGCAGCUUUCAUAUCAAUAGGCUUUUGUGUUGCAGUAGCAUAUUCUGCCUAUCAUGCAACAAGUGAAUUACUAAAAAAACCUUCACCUGAAUUCAUUGAAGCCAGAGCUGAAUUUUUAAAUAGUAAGCAGCAACAACAGAAGGUCUGA